Messenger RNA from Actinia tenebrosa (Australian red waratah sea anemone), 2170 nucleotides. RefSeq names its product galanin receptor type 1. Gene Ontology annotation, cellular component: membrane. NCBI's taxonomy places the organism in Eukaryota, Metazoa, Cnidaria, Anthozoa, Actiniaria, Actiniidae. Gene Ontology annotation, molecular function: G protein-coupled receptor activity. The record is from RefSeq and is a predicted model, not a curated record. Gene Ontology annotation, biological process: G protein-coupled receptor signaling pathway.
UAAAAGGUGAGUUUCAUAGCCGAUCAGACGCACCGAUUGAGAUGGCAAUAAAUUUCACCUGCUUGCAGAGGUACAAAUAAAGAAUGGGGGCGGGRGGUCUGGCUGAUGUAAGUGCAAUACAGAAGUAAUCAAUUCAAGUCGAAAUUCUUGGCAAGCUUCUAAUAACAUUUAUGUAUAUGCUGGCUCAAUUCAAGAGGUACCCCAAAUUUGGCUUUAUUAUGUUCACCAYUUUCCAUACAUUUGUUCACUGACCAAACAUAAAGCCAUUAAUCGAAGCUGUGAGGUUCAAAUCUUAAUCGAAUCUUUUGAAAUUAUCGUGCAGGUUCUGUUCAAUGCUUUGUGUGUCAUGACCAGUGAGCCGAUGGAUCUAGAAGGUGGUGGAUAUUCCUUGAAAAGUAGGAAGGACAUUACCAGGAUAAAGCGGUGAAAACUUGCUCAAAGAUCUAGAGAUCGAAGGUUUUAGAUCCGGAAUUCGAAUAUUCAUUUGACGAAAGCGGRCCAGGAUUUGAAUCUUUUAGUAGCACAAAGUUCAUCAUUUUGACUCCAAGUUUCCUCCCCCUGAACACGAUUGUAGUCAACAUGGACGAAUUAGCAAGGAUAGGUCUUCUCGCUUCUUUCUCUUUGGUAAUAACCAUGGGUUUAAUUGGAAACUCUUUAGUUAUCUUAAUCAUCGCAAGAAAUAAAUUCCUGAGACGAACCAAGCCGAUUAACAUUGUUCUCCUGAACCUUGCGAUCGCAGAUUCAACUGUACUCAUAUUCCUUGCUCCAAGGCAUAUAUUUUUUGGUUUGAUCGACCCGCAUCCUACUGGAACUGCAGGCGAUAUGCUUUGCAAGUUUAUUACGGGAGGGAACAUCGCAUGGAUAGGUGCUAUCACCUCGAUCUGCUCACUCCUGAUCAUCGCGGCAGAGAGGUACUAUGCUGUUUGCUUGCCUCAUCAGUAUUCCAGGAAAUUUUCUCGUCAACUUGUGCGCAACUUAUCGUUCAUUGCGUGGUUUUACGGAUUUGUUUUCUGUUUACCACUUUUUUUCGUGGUUCGAUACAACAAACAGAUCAACUUUUGCUUCGAAGAUUGGGGAUCGAAAACUGUUUCGCAAGGCUAUGCAGUACUUUGGGUGUUCACCGCCGGGGUAAUCCCUGCAUUUAUAAUGAUUUAUUUUUAUUCUAAUGUUAUCUUUGAUCUUUGGAUCAAGAAAGGAGAAGCGAGACAAGGAAAACUCAUGAUUCGUCAAGUCAGGCAGAAAACACGUAAACGAGUCAGCAAAGCUCUUUUCGUCAUCAGUUUUCUGUACUGCGCAAGUUGGUUUCCACCUCUGACCAAUUACAUUCUUGUUUACUUUGARACUAGUCAUGGAUUUAGUAAUGUCGCUUAUCUUGCGUCCGUCGUCAUGGUAGCCUUUAACUCGUCUGUUAAUCCGGUAAUUUACGCUUUUUACAGCGGGCUUUUUAGAAAACACUUGAAGAAUUUAAUCAUCCAAGUUUUAGUGCCGAGAAAAAUUAAUGCACUCAGUGACCAAGCGCAACCAGCUUCGGCUACAAAUGGAUUGACUGCUAAUUAUAACGUUAACGAUGUCCACGCUAUACCUACGGUGAAGACCUUGAAGUUCUCAGAUAUACUUAUUGCAGAGAACAGCCAGUUUAAAGAUGAUAUUCAGAAAAAUGACGAGAAUAAUAUGAAUGAUCGAAGCACUCCUGUGGGGUUGAUGCCUCUGCAUUGAUUAAAUUGAUCAUUAUGAAACCUCCUUGAAUUUAAUUCACGUUUUCAAGGGCACUUAAAGCUCUUGAAUUUUACGAUUUUAGCAAAACUCCUUGAAAACUCCUUGAAUUUUUGCUUUGAUCAUUACUUGCAUGGUUCUGAAAUAGAUUUAGUCAGAAAUAUCGGAAAAUCUUAAAAUCAGCCAUGUGCAACCACCGUGUAAAACCUUGGCAUAGUUAGCUGAACAUACUCCUUGAAAAUUCAUUUUUGGGUCCUUGUAUACUCCUUGAAUAGUCCUUGAAUUUUAAGUCGUUACCUCAGCACGAACGGCCCUGUUGAAAUAUAACGCGCGCGUGUUUAUAUCAGAGGACAGAGACACGCUCGUGCAAMARCAAGCUUUGAAUCCUAAGCUUGCUUCUCUCUUGCUCUACAGCUGCCCAGCGUGACACGAGUGAAAAACGYCUGCGCAUGCUCUG